AUGGAUAGAACUGAACAAUGUAAAGGAAACCAAAGGCGAGGAGCUGAAAAUUCAGAAGAAAUUGUCCUUAUUUCAAAAACAGGUGGUCGUUACAAAGUGGACAAACUUUUAUUCAAACAGGCUAGUGCUUACUAUCGAGCUCUGGUCAACAGCGGAAUGAAGGAUGCAAACGUCCAUGAACUCACGCUUGAAUGUUUGUCUGACGGUUGCUUAGAUAAAGUCGUAGAUUAUUUGUCGAAACAGCAAGCCGACAACGAAAAGAUUGAAAAUCAGUCUGUGAAAUCGUUUGAAGAGAUUGAUGAAGGUCUGGAAGGUGCGACAUAUUUGCAAAUUAGUGAAAUGAUGGAUCGGUACUUUAAAUUUUUAUCAAAAUAUCCGUUAAACGACACCACGUGGCUACAUAUUUUAAAUCUUGCAAACAAGUAUUCCAUGAAGGGGUUGAUUAAAAAGAUUAUGAACUUUAUUUGUGAUAAUUUCAACAGCCUCGUAAACCACGCUGACUUGAUGACGUUAUCUCUAGAAGAAAUGAAUCACUUUGUUAAAUCAGAAGAAAUAAAUGCAGACGGCGAGUUUCAGAUUUUUAAUUUUAUUGUGAAGUGGUUAUCUGUUGGUGUCGACCAAUCAAGGAUGCGCCAUGCAGAAAAGUUAUUGGACGAAGUGAGGUUCGGUUUAAUGACAACCGCUGAGAAACAGAAAAGCCGAGACGUGAUUGAGAAACUCAAUUUAAAUGUGCGUCAAACUGAACGAAAUAUGAAGUGCCGUCGUGUGGAGCGUGUCUGUUUAGCUUUUUUGGAAGAAUAUGAAAAGAUCCAUUUAAAAGUUCUCCAUCUGGCUGAUGUUAAAAGUGGCAUCGGUCUUUCACUUCCACAAACUAACGACUACAACGCCUUCAAAUUCAACGAUGAGCGAGCACGUCCCAAUACACAUCCCAUUAUGUGUAGUAGUUUUGAAACCUGCGUGCUAGAUAAUUGCUUGUACGUUGCUGGGGGGGUGAGCUUGAAGUCUUCAAGUUAUCAAGUCCUCGACAACGUUUAUGUUUACGAUCCCAUACAUUCCGUCUGGUCACAGCGUUCUAACAUGCUUUCGCCAAAAUGCAACUUUUACUUUGGUGAAAUGGAUGGUGAAUUGUACACAGUUGCUGGAGUUAAUAUGGACUUUUCAGCACUUGGUUCGACAACUAUUGAAAAGUACGUUCCUAAAGAAGACCGGUGGUACCAAAUGUCAAGUCGACAACCUGUUCAGUUGGAAAAUUUUUCAACAUGCUGUGUUUUUAAUGGAAAAAUAUAUAUGAGUGGAGGACUCGAUGCUGAAGGUGAAAUCAUCAAAAGUGUAUACAAGUACGAUCCAGCCACUGAAGAGUGGCAUUCAGUAACCCCAUUGCUGACGGGUCGAUGUAGUCAUAUUAUGGCACCCUAUGCAAACAAAUUAUUUGCCAUCGGAGGAAUAAAUUACAAUUUCAUUGACAGAUCUAGACAUAUAAUGGUUAACAUUGUUGCCAGUUUUUUUACUCUAACCCAUUUUAGAUCGCGGUUACGAAUUUUUAAUAAUUUUGUCUGA
This is a messenger RNA of Helobdella robusta, 1557 nucleotides long. RefSeq lists its product as hypothetical. Lineage: Eukaryota; Metazoa; Annelida; Clitellata; Rhynchobdellida; Glossiphoniidae. The record is from RefSeq and is a predicted model, not a curated record. The transcript has 4 exons. Gene Ontology annotation, molecular function: protein binding. The coding region runs from base 1 to 1557 and encodes 518 amino acids.